Xylaria bambusicola is the source of this 1836-nucleotide messenger RNA. RefSeq lists its product as uncharacterized. The record is from RefSeq and is a predicted model, not a curated record. The coding region runs from base 393 to 1553 and encodes 386 amino acids. Gene Ontology annotation, cellular component: cytosol. NCBI's taxonomy places the organism in Eukaryota, Fungi, Ascomycota, Sordariomycetes, Xylariales, Xylariaceae. The transcript has 2 exons. Gene Ontology annotation, molecular function: zinc ion binding; porphobilinogen synthase activity. Gene Ontology annotation, biological process: heme biosynthetic process.
CCGCAUUCCGCAUCCCGAACAACGAGCCGAAGAAAUAGACCGACGCCAUCGACCAUACACCCAAUGGGAGGCGGGUAAAUGGUAAUAUCAGACUAAAAAAAAAGACUUCGGCUCAAGCCACCAGCUCGGCCAUCCCCACCCAUUAUUUUACUAAGAUACGUUUCCUUAUAUCUAGCGACCAUCGGCGUCAUCUCAACGACUAGACUAGCUAUACCAUACCACGUCGUCGUCGUCGUCAAUUGGGCUUCGAAGAGGGUUGCUAUUUGUUAAAUCAUCCUUGAUUUUGCUGCUCACGAGCCUCUUUCGCCUGUCGUCUGAAACAUAUCCUUCUCCUACGCUUCGUCCGCAUCAGCCUCGCCACACCAUCUCCCACCGCACAACAACAACCCAUCAUGUCGUUCUCCAGUCUCGUUCAAGACCUGUCCAUCCGCGACACCAACAACCCCCGCCGCCGAGCUCCUGGCGCCGGUGCCCCCUCAGUUUCGACAGUCGACGACCGUGCUUCGCACAUCUCUCGCGCCAUGUCCUACGCUAGCACAGCAGCCACAAGCGUCAGCAUCGCUGGCGACAUCUCGAGCCAGCUUCACGGUGGCUACCACCAUCCCCUUGCUCGGUCCUGGCAGGCUGACCGCCAAUUGACCAAGUCUAUGCUCAUUUACCCCCUCUUCAUUUCUGACAUCGAAGACGAUGAGACCCUCAUACCUUCCCUCCCCGGACAGUGCCGUCGUGGUCUCAACAAGCUCGUCCCAUUCCUCGAACCCCUCGUGCGCAAGGGUCUCAAAUCGGUGAUGUUGUUCGGUGUUCCCCUACAGCCGGGCACCAAGGACGCCCUCGGCACAUCCGCCGACGACCCAAAAGGCCCCGUUAUGCAAGCAAUCGGACUUUUGCGCCAGCGAUUCCCCCAACUCUUCAUCUCCGUCGACGUGUGUCUGUGCGAGUAUACCUCACACGGCCACUGCGGCAUCUUGCGUGACGACGGCUCGCUCAACAAUCAACUCUCCGUGGACCGCAUCAGUGACGUUGCCAUAGCGUACGCCCAGGCCGGUGCCCAUUGCGUUGCGCCAUCCGACAUGAACGACGGCCGCAUUCGCGCCAUCAAGUUGAAGCUGAUCGAGGAGGGCAUCGCACACAAGACGCUCCUGAUGUCGUAUGCCGCCAAAUUCUCAGGCUGCCUCUAUGGGCCCUUCCGCGACGCCGCCAUGUCUUCCCCCUCAUUCGGUGACCGCAAGUGCUACCAGCUACCGCCCGGAGGCCGCGGUCUUGCCCGCCGUGCCAUCACGAGAGAUAUCGGUGAAGGCGCCGACAUCAUCAUGGUUAAGCCCGCAGCCCAGUACCUCGACAUCAUCAGCGACGCCAAGGAACUCGGCCGCGAUCUCCCCAUCGCAGCCUACCACGUCAGCGGCGAAUACGCCAUGGUACACGCCGGUGCCAAGGCUGGUGUUUUCGACCUCAAGACUAUGGCAUUCGAGGUAACCGAGGGCAUCCUGCGCGCCGGGGCCAACAUCGUCGUCAGCUACUUCACCCCUGACUUCCUAGACUGGCUUGACAACUAAAUCCACCAUUUUACGUAUUAACUGUCCAUGAGUAUUUUAUUAUAGAGUAACUGAAUUGUUAGACGGCGUUAGGGAAAGCUGUUCAUUAUGAUCUGCGGGCGUUAAAGAAAUUAGGAAGCGGUAUAUCGUAAGGCGAUGUCAUGAAAUGAACUACUAGCAUUUGGGAUGUAUUGGCAUGAAAUCAUUGCAUGGCAAGCGGAUUGGCUCAAAACAAAAACCGGAAUAAUGAAGAAUAAAAUAUAUUUUGUCUUAACCAAAUUGUGUCUUCAUCACGCAUGGAUGU